This is a messenger RNA of Necator americanus (New World hookworm), 1137 nucleotides long. RefSeq lists its product as uncharacterized. The transcript has a single exon. NCBI's taxonomy places the organism in Eukaryota, Metazoa, Nematoda, Chromadorea, Rhabditida, Ancylostomatidae. The coding region runs from base 1 to 1137 and encodes 378 amino acids. The record is from RefSeq and is a predicted model, not a curated record.
AUGCCGCUCUGUCUCACCUUCAUCGAUUUAAAGAAGGCCUUCGACUCAGUUGAGACGGAAGCGGUCGUGGAAGCCUCGGACAAUCAAGGCGUCCCUACUCAGUACAUAAAGGUACUUCGAGAGUUGUACAGUAACUUCACGACCGGAAUUGCGCCAUUCUACAAGAACAUCAUCAUUAACGUGAAGAGGGGGGACCCACAGGGUGACACAAUCUCACCCAAAAUAUUCACAGCCACCCUCGAGAACGCAAUGCGAAAGUUGGAAUGGGACUACAUGGGAGUGAAGGUCGACGGUCGGCAGCUACACCAUUUGCGCUUUGCUGAUGACAUCGUAUUGAUAACACGUAGCAUCAGCCAAGAGGAGCGAAUGCUGACCGAAUUCGACGAAACAUGUGGAUGCAUCGGUCUUCAGCUGAAUCUGGACAAGACGAUGUUCAUGUGGAACGGAUGGGUCUCGGGUGCCCCAUUCACGCUCAACGGAACGAACAUAUCCGAAUGCACCAGCUACGUUUAUCUGGGUCGGGAACUAAACAUGAUGAACAACAUGACCCCCGAGCUGGGCAGGAGGAGACGAGCGGCUUGGGGAGCGUAUAAGAGCAUUGAGGAUGUAGUGAAGAAGACCAGGAACACCCGGCUCCGUGCUCACCUCUUCAACGCCACCGUACUUCCUGCUUUGACCUAUGCUUCGGAAACCUGGGCAUUUCGCAAGCAGGAAGAAAACGCGGUGAGCGUCAUUGAACGCGCAAUUGAGAGAGUGAUGCUAGGAGUAUCCCGUUUCACGCAAGUGAGGGACGGGAUUCGAAGUUCUCUCCUACUUCAACCAUCGAAGAUUAGAAACGCCACCGCGUUUGCCAAGGAAAGUAAAAUAAGGUGGGCCGGACACGUGAUGCGCUUUAAUGACAACCGUUGGACCAGAGACGUGAGCGACUGGGUUCCCAGCGAUAUUAAGCGCACUACAGGAAGACCGCCGACCCGAUGGUCAGAUUUCUUCACGAAGUCCUUCAAAGAAAAAUGUGAUGCUAUUCGUGUCCCACGCGAAAGGAGGAACCACUGGGCUACUCUGGCACGCGAUCGGGACAAAUGGAAGAAUUACUGGUGCCCGCUCGACCAGUUCGAAGAUCAACGGGAGUCAAGGUGA